Porites evermanni is the source of this 832-nucleotide messenger RNA. The record is from the annotation of a GenBank genome assembly. NCBI's taxonomy places the organism in Eukaryota, Metazoa, Cnidaria, Anthozoa, Scleractinia, Poritidae.
GCCGUACAGGGACUAGGCGACUGGGCACUAUUGUGUAGGCAAGUAAGAUUCAAGGUUACGCGCGCACAAUAGUCUCAUCUUUUUCAGUUUUACGUACUAUUUGAAGAGCUUUUAGUUUAAAAGAUGCGAUAGUUUAAGGAAUUUUCUUCACUGAUCAAUGUAGAAAAAAUAUUUGAUAUUUGUUUAACAGGUUAUGAAUGGUGAUCGACUACUAAAACCAAGAAGGUGUCCUGAGGAGAUGUUUAGAAUUGUGGAGAGGUGUUGGCAUGCGGUAAGCUGCUUGCAGUGUCACAUUAUUUUUUUUUCUCAGUGGUAUCAGGUUGAAUUACUCUUUUUACGAGUGAAGAAUUGUGAUCAAAGUUCACAGACACUAGAAAAGAAUUAAGAGUAUAGAUUAUUUGAACCUCGGAGACAGAACAGAUACCGUGGAAAAAGAGAUUUCUUCAGUUAUGUCUGGGUUUGUCUUGGUUUGCUUUUUUUUGCGAUAGGAUUUUAUAAAAAUACUGUGUGGGAAAAUCCUGAAAAAAUUGAUUCGCGUCUACCUUUUCGUUGCGUUGUUGGUGAAAAGUCUUGUGACUAACUUAAAACUUUUAGCUGAUCAGAGGUACAGCACAUGAGGAUUUUCUAAAAUUUCAAGCCAAUCAGAACUUUGAAAACUUGGCGCUUUCCCUUCAAAAACGUCUGCAAGAAGGAAAAACUUUCUCUAAAUUUAGUUGUUGUUGUUCUUUUCCCCAAGGAACCAGAGUGCAGACCGGCUUUCGCGUCAGUCUACAGAAGUAUUCUAGAGUUUACUGGUGAAGAUAACCUCCCUUUGGAGAGUAAGGCGCAAUAA